Molecule: messenger RNA, 1261 nt
Organism: Micropterus salmoides (largemouth bass)
Lineage: Eukaryota; Metazoa; Chordata; Actinopteri; Centrarchiformes; Centrarchidae
Product: troponin T, fast skeletal muscle isoforms-like
Exons: 16
Coding region: 166-1038 (290 amino acids)
Biological process (GO): sarcomere organization; regulation of muscle contraction; muscle contraction
Cellular component (GO): troponin complex
Molecular function (GO): troponin C binding; tropomyosin binding; troponin I binding
Source: RefSeq, a predicted model, not a curated record
CACACCUCACUCUCAUCCCACAGCCAAUAAGGGCCUGAUGAGCUCAAGUAUCAAUAUAACACAAGGACUUAUUCUCUGAGCGGAGGCUGAAGAUUCUUACAGACCUCGAUCUUCAUCGUCGGAGGACCUUCUCUUCCUCUCUGAGGCGUGAAGUCUGCUGUCACCAUGUCUGACACUGAGGAACUGGAUCAGGUCGAGGACGAAGAAGCCCAGGAGGAGGUAGUAGAAGUAGAAGUAGCCCCUGAGGCGGAGGCCCAGGUAGAAGCAGAGCCAGAGGUAGAGCCUGAACCAGAACCAGAGCCAGAGCCACAGGAGGUGGUGCAGCAGGUGGUUCAUGAGGAGGAAGACGCCUACGAAGAAGAAGGGGAGGAGGGAGAUCAAGAUGAGGAGAAGCCUAAGUUCAAACCCAGUGCUCCAAAGAUCCCUGAUGGCGAGAAAGUGGACUUUGAUGACAUCCACAAGAAACGUCAAAACAAAGACUUGAUGGAGCUGCAGUCACUGAUCGACGCUCAUUUCGAGUGCAGGAAGAAGGAAGAGGAGGAGCUCAUUGCACUCAAAGGAAGAAUUGAGAAGCGUCGCGCUGAGCGUGCCGAGCAGCAGAGGAUUCGUUCGGAUAAAGAUAAAGAGCGGCAGGCAAGGCGGGAGGCUGAGCGACAGAGAAAGGAGGAGGCUGAUGCCCACAGGAAGGCUGAGGAUGAUGCCAAGAAGAAGAUCGCGCUGAGCAACAUGGGAUCAGGCUUCAGCAGCAGCCUGCAGAGGGUUGAACAUAAGAGAGGCAAGAAGCAGACUGAAAGAGAAAAGAAGAAGAAGAUUAUGGCAGAAAGAUGCAAACCUCUCAACAUUGACAAUUUCAGCGAGGACAAACUGAGGGAAAAGGCAAAGGAGCUGUGGGAGUGGCUGCACAACCUGGAGGCAAUUAAAUACGACCACGGCGAGGCACUCAAGAGACAGAGAUAUGAGGUGAUCUCUCUAAGAAACCGCAUCGACGAGCUUCAGAAACACAGCAAGAAGGGAGCCGCUUCACGCCGCAGGAAGUGAGCGGCUCCUGAGUGACGGUCAGCCCGGACACGAGGCGCGUCCUCUCGGCUACAGUAGCUGCUCAGACCCCGUAGACACCCGCAGCUCCGGAACAAUGGCAACAAAUGGCAACAGUCUUACCGCCUGUGGCUGCUUGAGUGAAAUGGUUUUCUGGAUGAAUUUAGCUCCAACAAAUGUUAUUAAAAGAUUCAGAGAAUAAAAUGAAAGAAUUAUUAACCCUCCA